This is a messenger RNA of Anopheles maculipalpis, 1527 nucleotides long. Its product is annotated as sodium channel protein Nach. Gene Ontology annotation, cellular component: membrane. The transcript is spliced from 10 exons. The record is from RefSeq and is a predicted model, not a curated record. Gene Ontology annotation, molecular function: ligand-gated sodium channel activity. NCBI's taxonomy places the organism in Eukaryota, Metazoa, Arthropoda, Insecta, Diptera, Culicidae. Gene Ontology annotation, biological process: sodium ion transmembrane transport. The coding region runs from base 1 to 1527 and encodes 508 amino acids.
AUGAGUUUGAAAGCAAAAUCACCACCAUCGAGUGGUCGAAAACGGGUGGAAAAAUAUAUUGGACAGCAGGACACGAGCGGACCAAUAGGAUGGUUGUUGCGGCUGUGCAAGUCCAUCAGCACGUUUGUGCUUAUCUUUCUCGAGCAAGGUGCCGUCCAUGGGCUAGCACAUUUGGGCAAACCCUUUCUACACAUUUUGGAAAAGCUCUUCUGGUUGGCAUUGAUCGUCGUAUCCAUUUACUUCUCUGUCGUACUGAGCUUUGUGUCCUGGGAGCGCUACCAAAGCAAGAGUACGGUGGUUGCGAUUGAAAAGGAUCAUUACUACUGGAACACCUCCAUGCCAAGUCUUACAAUCUGUCCGCUCACACGUAUCCAUCGACCGUAUUUACUCAACUACUGCAGUAAAAAUGGCAUUUCGAAGGAAGAAGAUCAGGAGGAGUUGUUUAACUUUUUGGAGUCGCUGGCCAACUCAUCGUACUUCAAUUUUGAAAAUAUUAAGUACAGCGAUAAUGUGGAUAGCCUGCUGGAUAUGUUACAGAUAAAGCCGGAAAACUACAUGAUGGUAAUCUACAACCUUACCCGCGAUCUUACCCGUCUGGACGAUACGGAACUGCGUGUCCGCACGCAAAGCAACCUCGAGUACUUACGCACCUAUCAAACACUUACCGAGUACGGUAUCUGCUACACCACCAACAGUUUCAUCUCGUCAAACUUAACUGCUAGUUUAUUGCUGACCGGAAAGCAAACACCGUUGGACGAUUUUUACUUGUCACGUGUCGUGCAUAACGUUCGAUACGGGAACCUCUUUGAUGGGGACAUUACGUACAGCUUUAUUGGCUUUGAGCCACCGAUAACGAUCUUUUAUCACAGCCCGUACGAGACGCUUAACAUUGCCAAGUAUCAACCGCUGACAAAUGAAGCGCACGAGUAUGAAACGUUUUCUAUCGAAAUCGUUACCACGAAGGAUUUUAAAGAGGACACGACAAUCUCGCAGCGUGGCUGCCGGUUUCACUACGAGUCCAACCUGACGCACUACAAGAUCUAUACUAAAGGCAUCUGUUUGCAGGAGUGUCGCAUCCAGCUCGCCGACAAGCUGUGCGGUUGCAUACCCCAUUUCUAUCCUAAUCCCGAUGGACCGAGGGCGAAGAAAGUUUGCCACUACAAGCAGCUGAUGAAGUGCUUUCCACGCUAUCAGAAACUAUUUCUCGAGUUUAAGCAGGAUAACAACGACAAAAAGGGUAUUCCCUGCUACUGCGAGCAGAACUGCGUAGACUCAAAGGUCAUCAUCGAGCAUAGACAGAUACUGAAGCAAACGCAAAAGCUCAUCGGUAGCAUCGGUGGGCUGAUUGUCGUGAAACGCUAUCCAUUGGUUCGAUUCAGCCGGCAGCUUCUGUUUACUUUCACCGAUUUGCUGGUAUCGAUAGGAGGUACGGCAGGAUUUUUUCUAGGCUUCAGUGUGCUCGGUAUGGUAGAAAUAUUGUACUUUUUCACCCUUCGCUUGCUGUGGUACAUAGCAGGACGACGUUAA